AUGACGAACACCGCAGAUAAUGUUUCUUCAAGCAAUUCGAAACCAGCAAGGGUAGAACCGGGUGGCAACCCACCGUCAAACCCUAACAAAGCCAACUCAUCGGCAACUGCAACUCAAAAGUCUGACAUUGGGUUCUUACAGGACUCUCGACCACAUAGUAUACAUCAUCAUCCCGAAGAUCCUACUUAUGUGAGACAUAAUGGCCGUGGAUUGCCUCCAGCCACGCUGAGCAUGGGCGGCAUGAGGUCCGCGCUACCCGGCUACCGAGCCGACACUGUUGUUUUUGACCGGCGUGUGAUGCCACAGCGCUUUGUGCCUACAGGGCCUGGUCAUGGAGUGGUAUACUCAUCAAUGCACCCUUUACCAUUGUUCCUUGAGACAACACCGAACAUGAAUAUGCCUGUCCAUAACCCGUUCUCUCAAGCAUAUUCACUUUACUCACAGGAGCAGCAGCAGCAGCAACAACAAGAACAUAUGCCAUCUCAGCAUACUGGGCCUGGGUAUCAGCCGCUAGGAUACAGCUCACCAACACACUUGGGAAUCCCGCCAGCCGAAUACGGGCAAAUUUAUUAUGCUCCGCCUACGUAUGUGGCAUCUCAUGGACAUAGUGCAGUUCAGGCGAAUGUGACAAUCCAUUUACAUCAAAAUUGCCCAUCCAAAAAUACCCAAGAGAACUUUGCUAAAGCAUCAACAACUCUUUCAAAAGGGUCCAAGUCUCGUACCCCAGAGUCGGGCUAUGAUGUCUCAAAGACUAUCGUGGACGGGUCAACUCCAAUGAGAUCCACCCAAACUCCGCCCUCCGCGAUGGGUAAGCAGAAAAGGGAGAACUAUGCCGCAGAUUUAAUGGCUCAUGGUUCCCCUUUAUCACGGACUGAUAUUCAUUUGGGUGGUACAGCUCCACACCCAAUCAACCUUACCCGCCCCAUAACACCGCGAGGACCACCAAGGAAGCCAAAGCAAUCUGGUCAUGCUUUAUGGGUUGGCAAUCUACCCCCCGGGACAGAUAUCAAUGAACUGAAAGACUACUUCGCACGGGAUGCCACUAAAGAUGUUGAAAGUGUCUUUCUCAUAUCGAAAAGUAACUGUGCCUUUGUCAAUUACAAGACGGAGGUGGCCUGCCUUGCAGCACUAUCGAGAUUCCACGACACAAGGUUCCAUGGAGCACGUCUCGUCUGUCGACUGCGUCGAGAUUCGAUAUCUUCUGCCCCGCAGCCCGAUUCAUCGAGUUGUUCAUCUCAAGCUGAGAACGGUGCUGACGCUAUACACAACGAACAGAAUGAAAGUAUGCUGGUGAAAAAGAUCGUUGAUAGUACAUAUUCGAGUCCUCGAAUGCCAAACAGAUAUUUCAUUGUCAAAAGCCUGUCUAUGGAUGAUCUCGAACUGAGUAGACAAAGUGGGAUCUGGGCAACGCAGGCGCAUAACGAGGGCGAGUCUUACAUUCAAAUGAAGGUGGAAGGCGACACAAAGAAGAAAACUGCUGAUAAUGUCUACCUUGUCUUUUCCGCCAAUAAGUCUGGCGAGUAUUAUGGGUACGCUCGGAUGGUGUCGCCAAUCCAAGAGGACGACGGCUUGAUCAUGGAGAUGCUGCCUCGCCCCAACCACAUCCAGGCCGAGUCCGAGGACUUAGAUUUGACACCAACUCCAGCGACGUCCACCGCCCCAAAUGGACGGAUCAUCAACGAUCUUGCGCGGGGAACUGUGUUCUGGGAAGCAGACUCAUCGGAAGAUGAAGGCGGAAGAAAGAUUGCUAAGAGCGUCGCGGAGGUAGCCGAGGAGGUAGCAGAGUCGGGCUUCCAGUCUAUCGGGAAGCCGUUCCGGAUCCAAUGGCUUUCAACAGAACGAGUCCCUUUCUACCGCACACGUGGUUUGCGGAACCCCUGGAACGCAAACCGAGAAAUCAAGAUUGCCCGAGACGGCACAGAAAUUGAGCCGGCUGUCGGGGAGAGGCUUGUGCAGCUAUUCCACACACCUUACGUUGGGUGA
Molecule: messenger RNA, 1983 nt
Organism: Aspergillus oryzae RIB40
Lineage: Eukaryota; Fungi; Ascomycota; Eurotiomycetes; Eurotiales; Aspergillaceae
Product: putative YT521-B-like splicing factor
Exons: 4
Coding region: 1-1983 (660 amino acids)
Biological process (GO): regulation of alternative mRNA splicing, via spliceosome; mRNA splicing, via spliceosome
Cellular component (GO): nucleoplasm
Molecular function (GO): mRNA binding; N6-methyladenosine-containing RNA reader activity
Source: RefSeq, a predicted model, not a curated record